Messenger RNA from Ilex paraguariensis (yerba mate), 411 nucleotides. The record is from the annotation of a GenBank genome assembly. NCBI's taxonomy places the organism in Eukaryota, Viridiplantae, Streptophyta, Magnoliopsida, Aquifoliales, Aquifoliaceae.
AUGAGCAACCACGAAGACCCUAAACCUCCCCAGAACCACCCUCUUCCUCUUCCACCUCUUCCUCCUCCUCCUCCCCUCUCUUCUGCCAAGAUCUCAGAUGGGUAUUCAGGUGGUUCGAAGCACCACUUCCCCAACCCACCUGACCGCACAAACCCAGACCCGGCAACACUCAGAGAGCAAUGGAGGUUCGCGAUAAGGCAGUACAGCAGGUGGUACUCUCAGGCAUGGGGCACAGCGAUACUGGCUGGGAUUUCGUUCUUUGCCCUUGGUUGGAUCAUCAAGGGCUCCAAUCCUCUUCCCUCCCACAAGCCCAAGGACGAAGAUAAUCCUUCUUCUUCGUCUUCAAAUUCUCAUGAUUCUGAGGGUGUUGUUGAUGAAUUUGCAGAUAGACCGUUGAAUGAGAAUGCUUGA